AUGGCGCUGAGGCGAUUCUUCCGUAUAUCAUUUCUCCUUGUUGUGGGUACGAUCCUUUACAGAGCAGAGGCUCAGCAAUGCCCGGGCGGGAGAUCCGAGACAUCCAUCUUGGGCUGGAUGUUGCGCGGACACAUCUAUAAGACAAUGCAGGCAGAUCUUCCACACACUUGCGUAUUUGCCUGUUACAAAGAUGAUCGAUGCCAAAGUCUCAACUGGGUGAUCUCUCUCCUCACUUGCGAGUUCAACAACAGAACAAAAGAAGCAAGACAAGAGGAUUUCAUUCCAAAUGCAGACAGAUCUUACAUCAAGCGAGAUAAGAACCGAGGUAAUAAGAAUAUUUUGAAAUUGUGCUGCACGAAUCCCAUAGCAAAAAAAUAGUUAUUAAUAACUGUAUGUCUGGCUGUUUUCCCCAGUUCCUUUAGGUUCCAUUCCUGAACUGCCUGCAGAGACGUGUCAUGAAAUAAAGAUGAGUGAAGGUAAAGCAACCAGCGACAAAUAUUGGUUUUCCACCUUAAAACCUGGGACACCAGUUCUCGCUUACUGCAAUAUGGAAACUGAAGGUGAGUUCAGUUAAUAUAACGAUUUAACCAGAGCUAAAGGCGAAGCUCCUUCACAGUUACUUGCUUCAAACAGUGAACUUGGAACUACUGCCAAAGAUCUAUACUAUACUAUACUAUACUAUACUAUACGUUGCCACCCCCCAUAAGGUUUUUGUGAAUUUUUUCCUAGACGAUAAAACAUCGACACCUGAAGUUUUCUGUAGCUGUUCGUUUAUCCUUCGCGCACACUUUGAGACAAGUUUAAUGAUGAUCAAUUACUAUGGUUACAAGAUAUGACGUCAUAAGUAGCAGGUGGUCAAGCCAUUUUUGAGUGAAAAUGCAUCUUUUUUCAACUGUUUUCAACAACAAAAGUAAAACUUGUGGAUGAAAUGAUGCAAAGUAAUUAUUUUUGUGUUAUUUUACAUGUUAAGCGCAAAAAAUUAUUACUUCUCACUGUUUUUACCUUAUCUCUAAUUCUUAAUAAAAUUCAAGAUUGCGGCCAAAAUGGCGACCAUGUUUGGUGACGUCACAGUUUUCCGGAAGCGCCACCACCCAUAAAAUAUACCUCAUCUUGUAGAGAAGAUGAAAGGCUUUCCACUGAAGGCAAAAUCAUUUCGAAAUAUUGCAACAUAUCAAAUCAAUCCCCCCUUGUACCAUGGUGGGGGUAUGACUUUGCGUGUACGUCUGAGGGUUAACAUGAAAGGAGGACCAUAAGACGUUUGACGAAAGGGGCUGCUGUAAAAACUAACCUCGAGCCUGCGAUGAACAAAAAGUUAAUAACUGGUCAGCGGAAAACCUUAAAUAACAUGUGGUCUCGAUAAGUCGAAACCUGACCCCGUGUACCGUCAUUUGAUACUGGGCAGUGGAUGCCCCUUACUGACAGCUGCCAAUUGACCAUAACAUAGACGUUUAUCAUUAAGCUUGAUCACAGCUUGCAGGCUCCCACACAAGCUAAAUACAAUGUCAUUACAUAUUGGUUACCCUGUGGUGCGGAUGAACGGGCGGGUAAACGAACGUACGGUCACGUGACCACCAAAAUUUCUUGGAUGCACAGAUAACCAAAUUUUCUUACUCAUGGUGUUCCGCUAAAAAGUACCAGUGACAUGAAGUAAAUGGCGAUCUGGGCGUAGGAAGCUUACUCUAUCAGGAGCCAUGCUCCUGACUCUAGCAAGUACUCAAGGAAAGCAGGAACUGUCCUUAAUCCUUUCAAGCUAUGCUCUCCCAGACGUUUUACGGUUUGAUGGAUCCAUAAAGUCGUCUAGCCUUCACUGUGCUUCAAAACUGAAAUCGAUUGAGGUUGGGAGUCUGUUAAAGUCUCUUUUAUUCCCUUUCAUACGCCUAAAGGUACGGUAAAACGGGCAACAAAAAACGUGCAACUUGUUUUGCAACAUUGCUGUAAAACGAGUUGAAUAGCGAUGUUGCGCGUUUUACCACCCCUGCUCAAACCUGUUAACAACCUGAUUUGUUGCAAGACAGAUUUGAUGUGGUUGUACGUUUUUUGUUGCCCGUUUUUCCGAACCUUGAGUCACGCCUUUGCUUUUUCAGAUCUUGACGAGUGCACUUCUUCUCCCCCUGUCUGUGACCUCAAUGCUGAUUGCACCAAUACUCGCGGAUCUUAUCUCUGCACUUGCAAGGCUGGAUUUUCUGGUGACGGAAAAACCUGCAGUCGUAAGGAAAAAUUUUUAUUAUCUUUUCUCAGUAAAAUUUGGGGACGGGGGGGGGGGGAAUUGCGAUUUUUGUUUAUUUUUCGCAAAUUAUAAAAUUAGUGGCUAAAAGCAACGAUUACAUUAACAGCUACAAUAAAUUUUAAAUUUGAUAAAAUAAUGCUAAAUUAAGCGAAAAUAAUUCAAUUAAAGUAAAAACCAGCUGAGUCGAGAGCAUAUCGCUUUGCCCCGCGAACAAGAAGCCAUCAGCAAUAGACAGAAGAGAGGCUACAGCGAGUACAGACAUGUGCAGACAGCUGUACUGCGAGACAGCGACUAAAUACCGCAAUUACAAUGAGAACGAACCCGAUAAAGAGAAGGAACACCGACUGCAGAGGCUUCUAGAAAAUACCGACAAGAGGAUUCGCAACGAAAGGAGAUUAGGGGAGACAAUGCUUACUGGCAGUUUACAGUCAAUUUUUUCGAUGCAGCGAUUAUGCUUGGAAGAGAAGUCACUAGUGGUGCCUAGCCCUGACGCCAAACAAUACUAAAACAAUUGAAAGAAUGACAUGUCAUUGUUUCCUGCGGCCAAUUAGGAGGGUCCUUAGCCUGUAGUUAUCCACUAUUACACCCAUUUCCUCUUAACAAAAACUACACUUGAAGUAGGGUCGAAUGGGAUGAAAACGGGACCUACGCAACUUUGGCUACCCUUUCUUAAUAAUAACAACCCCAUGCACUGCGUAUGAAUUGACUUGAACUAAAAGGAGAUUGAGUAUAUCUCAGCUUGCAGUAUCAGAGCCGGUUGUGAAAUUCGCCCUAACCAAUUACACAAUUUACUCUAUUUCUCUCCCUCCCUCCCAUCCAUAACAUUUUACGGACACUGCGUAUGAAUUGACUUGAACUAAAAGGAGAUUGAGUAUAUCUCAGCUUGCAGUAUUAGAGCCGGUUGUGAAAUUCGCCCUAACCAAUUACACAAUUUACUCUAUUUCUCUCCCUCCCUCCCAUCCAUAACAUUUUACGGGCCUUCUUUCCCCUAGCCUCGGGAGGUUCUGCGAUAGACGUAUUUCUUGUUUCAUUUUAAGGUUGGUUAUUUACAACAAACGGAGGAAAGGGACGUUUUGGCAGCGUACAAACGUUCACUGUUCCAACCACAACUCGCUAUCGUAUCACUGCUUGGGGUGCUCGAGGAGGAACCCACUCGCCAACCUAUGGACAUUUUCCAGGAAUUUACCGUGGUGGCAGAGGCGCGUUUAAGGAGGGCACGUUUAACCUGAGUAAAGGAACUGUGCUGAACAUUGUGGUGGGACAAAGAGGAGGAGAUUCAGUGGAAGUGCGAGGAGGACAGUCUACUAACUUGACAGCAGCUGAGCUGGGAUUGUCCGUAGAGGACAAUGCUGGAACUGGAGGAGGGGGAGGGAGCUUUGUUUAUACAACAAGUAACGUGCUUUUGUUAGCUGCUGGAGGGGGAGGGGGUGCAUCUAGCGGAUAUAACGGGACGGAUGGUCAGUCGGGAACUAACGGCACCAGUAGCACUGGAAAGUUGUCAAGUCAGGUUCGUAGCGGAGGAUCUGGAGGGAACCCUGGUCAGUGUAACAGUGCAGGCGCUAGUUACCAUGGGGGAGUGGGUGCGGGAUGGUUAGGCCAAGGUUGUCCCAGGGCCGGGUCCUGGCAUGGUGAAAGGGGUGAAUCGCGUGCUCAGGGCUGGGUAGGUGGACGUGCUGGAAGAAUGAAUAGUGGCUACAACGGAGGGCCUCCCCCUGGGGCCGUAGGAGGGUUUGGCGGUGGUGGAGGGGGAUCGGAAGAUAAUGGUGCCUCAGGAGGAGGUGGUGGAUACUCUGGCGGAGGUAGCGGCACACACUCAAACCAAGCAGGCGGGGGAGGGGGCUCUUACUGUAGUGGCUCGAGCUGUUCUGGUGUCACUGGAGAUAACGAAGAUGAUGACGGGCAAGUACUUAUCAUUGAGGUUCCCGUUACCAAGAGUGCUGAUUAA
Messenger RNA from Porites evermanni, 4172 nucleotides. The record is from the annotation of a GenBank genome assembly. NCBI's taxonomy places the organism in Eukaryota, Metazoa, Cnidaria, Anthozoa, Scleractinia, Poritidae.